This is a messenger RNA of Ostertagia ostertagi, 168 nucleotides long. The record is from the annotation of a GenBank genome assembly. Lineage: Eukaryota; Metazoa; Nematoda; Chromadorea; Rhabditida; Trichostrongylidae.
AUGCCCACAUCACCGUGGCAUGAAAGACACAUUAAGAAUAAGGGCAUUAUGGCUCACAAUUAUCGGAGGUCAAGGCUUGCUAUGGGGCUUGUCAGAAACAGGAGAGGAAGAACACUGCCAACGGCGUCCAACAUGAGACAUUUGCUGGCAGUGACAUCCAACAACUAG